AUGAUGGACUACAAGUCGGUCAGAAGAAAGGGCGAUGAAGAUGCUGCUGUGCGGAUGGAGGAGAUGAUGGCAAGAUGUCGCAAUUUCGUUCGGGCGAAGGCUGAUACCUUUGAAGAGCGAAUGAGAGAAGCACAGCAACGUGAAGAAGAGGCCCAUCGAGCGGAGCGCCUCCGGCGAGAGAGGGAAGAGAGAGAGCGCUUGGCAAAGGAGUGGGCGGAGAUCGAAGCAUGGCAUGCGCCCAUGGAACGCUGGGAGUCAUCUCAGCUGGCUUCGGAGGAUCUUCGGAGCCAGGAGAUCAGCGAGAUGGAAGCGGAGGUACGUGCAGCGUUGCGGACCAGCAAGGGGUCCAGAUCGAGGUCGCGACGCUCGCGACGGAAGCGUCGAAGCAGCUCGCAGUCGUAG
This is a messenger RNA of Cladocopium goreaui, 402 nucleotides long. The record is from the annotation of a GenBank genome assembly. Lineage: Eukaryota; Dinophyceae; Suessiales; Symbiodiniaceae.